AUGCAGCCCGGAUUAAAAACAUAUGCAAAUUGUUUUGCCACGACCUCAGCGUCUACAGCCUUUCGCAUUCAGGGGAGAGCUGGGGGGAACUGCGGGGAGCUGGGGGGAGCUACGGGGAGCUGGGGGGAGACGCGGGGAGCUGGGGAGAGCUGCGGGGAGCUGGGGGGAGCUGCGGGGUGCUGGGGGGAGCUGGAGCGGCAGGAGAGGAUGCUGAUGAUGAAGCGCAAGAACAUGGAGCGCGAGGAGAAGGAGGGCCGCCCGUCAGCGCGCCAGAGGCGAGCCGCUGACGGCGCUGGCGCUGGAUUCGGUGGUGGUGGCGGUGGGGGUGGUGGUGGGGGUGGGGGUAAUGGGUACCAUGGGGAGGGUGGCGGGUCGGAGCACCGAGCGUCUGGGGGUCAGAGGAGGCCGUCCUGUGGGCCCCUACCUGAUGGGUGGCUGGACUGCCCGUCUAUGGGCGAGGCCAUUGGGCUGCUCAUCCCCUCCAAGGCACCGCUGGGGGAGGCGUUCCGAGAGCUGGUGGAGCCGGGCAAGCGGUGGACCCCGGAGGUGGCUCUCCGGCACACACGUAGCAUGAAGAAAGACGUGGGGAUGGUGGUCGACCUGACCAACACCACGCGCUACUACAAUCCAAAAGACUGGGCCAAACUCAACGUGAAAUACGUCAAGCUGGCCUGCAGGGGGCGAGACGAGGUACCAGACGAUGAGACGGUCAACCGCUUUGUCUAUGUGGCGCUGGACUACAUGCGCGCGACAGAACGCAAGAAGAGCAUCAUUGUGCACUGCACGCACGGGCACAACCGCACGGGCUUCAUGAUCGUCCACUUGCUCAUGCGCGCCAUGGGGGGCCACGUGGCAGAGAGGCUAGCGGAAUUCGCAGAGGCGCGCCCUCCAGGAAUAUACAAGGAGGAGUACAUUCAAUCGCUCUUCACCUUCUACCACGAGCGGCGCCCCGAGGCGGUGAUCUGCCCGCCCACGCCCGAGUGGAAGGCCACCUUUGACCUGGACCUCGAUCUCAACGUGGCCUUAGAGAUGGACGAGGAGGACGCGGGUGGGGGCUCAGGCGGUGGUGGUGGCGAUGAUGGAAAUGAGGAGUGUGGCGCUGCUGUGCUGCCAGAGCCGGAGGCGGGCAAGGAGGAGGAGGGCAAGAAGAAGAUGACGAUUGACGAUGUGCUGGGGUCGGCAAUACCGGAGGAGCAGCAGUGGGAGCUGCAGCAGCUCGUGUGCACGGGACUCAAGUCGAACAAUUUUCGGCACUUCCCCGGCUCGCAACCAGUCUCACUGGAUCUCAAGAAUCUGCAGCUGCUGCGGCAGCGGCUGUACUAUGUGACAUGGAAGGCCGAUGGCACGCGCUACAUGAUGCUCAUCUGCCCUGACGGCUGCUACCUCAUCGACAGAAACUUCCGGUUUCGGCGAGUGCAAAUGAGGUUUCCCGCGCGCAAGCACCUGCAGCACAAGCCGGUGGACGACUGGGACGUGCACCGCACCACACUGCUGGACGGCGAGAUGGUGGUGGAUGAGCUGCCCGGCACUGACGUGCAGGAGCGGCGCUACCUCAUCUAUGAUCUCAUGAUGCUUGACAGCGUGCCGCUGGGAGAUAGACCAUUCGCGGAGCGGUUUGAGCUGAUAGAGAGGGAGGUGGUGGCGCCGCGCAAGAUGGAUGCAGCCAUGAACCCCCUUUAUGACUACAGCCUGGAGGACUUCAAGGUGCGGCGCAAGGACUUCUACAUGCUGAGCACAGUGGGCAAGCUGCUGCACGACUUCAUCCCCAAGCUCAGCCACGAGUCCGAUGGACUCAUCCUGCAGGGGUGGAACGAUGCAUAUGUGCCACGCACGCACGAGGGCCUGCUUAAGUGGAAGUAUGCUCACAUGAACUCCGUUGACUUCUGCCUCAAGAAAUCACCGGAGGGCAAGUGGGUGCUGCUGCUGUCCGACAGGAAGACGCUGCGAGCGCUACCAGCAGCCAAGUUCACCCACCCUGGCAUGAGUGAGGAGGAGGCGAAGGAGCUGGAGGGGAAGAUAGUGGAGUGCUGCUGGAAGAAGGACGAGGCCGAGUGGGAGUUCAUGCGCGUGCGCACUGACAAGGAGCACCCCAACGCAUGGCACACGUACCUCAAGGUGAUGGAGAGCAUCCGAGACAACAUCACGGAGGAGGUGCUGCUGAAGGAGGUGCAGCACAUCCGCAGCCUGCCCGUGUACGAGGAGCACGAGAAGAGCGAGAUGCGCCGCCUGCAGCAGCAGCGCCGCCACCCCCACCCCCACCCCCAUCCCCACCAGCGACACCAUCAGCAGCAGCACCGGCAUCCGCCCCACCCCCAGCAGCAUCAGCAUCAGCAUCACCAGCAGCAACAGCAGCAUCACGAGCAGCAGAAAAGGUAA
Molecule: messenger RNA, 2376 nt
Organism: Closterium sp. Naga37s-1
Lineage: Eukaryota; Viridiplantae; Streptophyta; Zygnematophyceae; Desmidiales; Closteriaceae
Source: the annotation of a GenBank genome assembly